Messenger RNA from Trypanosoma cruzi, 1005 nucleotides. RefSeq lists its product as uncharacterized. The record is from RefSeq and is a predicted model, not a curated record. The transcript has a single exon. Lineage: Eukaryota; Euglenozoa; Kinetoplastea; Trypanosomatida; Trypanosomatidae. Bases 1 to 1005 code for a protein of 334 amino acids.
AUGUUUCACGGCUUUCCGGAUGUGCAGAUAGCACCCCGUGACACGGUUAUCAGCGAGGAGUUCCACUUGCAUGAUAAGGAGGGCCGCAUGGGGACAUUACUGCAGCCCAUGGCACAGAGGAUGCGCAUCUCCUUUUCUGCAUUGACAUGUCUCGGUAGUUAUGCGCAGAAUGCCACGUGCCACUACGCCUUGUUUGGCCGGCUUUGCGGCGUGCAGCUCAAUGAAACGAUUGAGGUAACGAAUGUGCUGCCCCCCGUCAUCAACCCCCGACCUCCGGAGGACGAGACGCCUGAACAACGUGAGAAGCGUCUAUUGGCACAGCAGCGGGAGGAGAGACAGAUGUACGAGAGGAUGGGGAAGAUGUUUUUUAAGGAGGAGCUUGAUAGCUACCACGUAGGUUACUUUGCAAUCUGCAGUGCCUAUACCAACGCCCCGUACUCUGUACGAACAGUGCAACAGCUGGCACAAUUGGCGUUGGAUGGCAACCCGAGCGUUCUCGUUGUGUACGAUCCAUUCCGCACGAGUCUGAUGGGUAAACUGUACCUGCGCGCCUUUGUUCCCACGCGUGAGUACGUGGAAUUUUACACAAGACUCACCGACAAACGUAACAUCCUGCGGGAGAACCGCUUGAUGCGGGAAUGUAAUGUCGGCAAGGGCGGUGUUCUGCGGGAGGUGAAGGUGGAGGUGGAUGUGGACGAGUAUCAACUUCUCUGCCUCAGUGGAUUCAACGUUGCACCGCUUUCAAGCACCUGCAGAACGCUGCACUCUGAGGUUAUGACCGACUACAUGGCUGCUCUUAUCGAGUCUGUGCGCCACAACGCAGAUGAGCUUUCCCGUGGGCUUCACAGCGAGAGUUACUUCAGUCAGAAGGAGGAGAGUUACGGCCCGCUGGGUCAGCGCAUCGACACACUGCUGAAGUUAAUGCAGCUGCGCGAGCAGACACAGCAUUUAGAGUCCCUCUGUGAUGGAGUCCUCCUCAACACCUCGCUGCUGCGCGACCUGUAA